AUGACGAAAACAAUAGUCAUAAUCGCCGUUACUGGCAAUCAAGGCUCUUCCGUCGCCGAAGUCUUUCUCCAAAUACCAGGCUGGCACGUCAAAGGAGUAACUCGUAAUCUCACCUCACUCGCAGCCUUAGCACUUGCAGCCAAAGGCGUUGAACUUGUCGUCGGCGACACCAAUCAUGUUGAAACCAUCAAGGCAGCUGUACAAGGAGCAUCCAUCGUCUUCGGCAACACUGCAUUCUCUGAUGCCCUCGCCAAUCCAGCCUCGCCAGACCUGGUCCACUUGAAAGAAGGCCAGAGUGUCCGAGAAAUGUGCUAUGAUCUUGAAUUUCAGCAAGGAAAGAACAUUGCCGACGCCGUUGCCACGGUGAGAGAUCUGGAGAUGUUCAUCUGGAGCAGUUUGAGCGAUGCGAAGAAGUGGAGUGGUGGGAAGUAUCCUGGUGUCUAUCAUUUCGACUGUAAAGCCCAUGUGAUUGAUUAUAUUGAGGAAAAGUACCCUGAGCUGGCAGCGAGGAUGAAUGUGUUGAUGAUGGGUCUUUUUGUUACGAACUGGAAAUGGGGUGAGGCCUCUGUGCCAUGGAAGAAGCUGCCAGAUGGAACAAUGCGUCUUCGAGUACCUGGUUCCGGAGAUGUUCCUAUUCCUUUUGUCGUGCCAAAAGACGCAGGGAACUUCGUAAAGGCUUUAGCGUUCGAUCUUCCACUUGGAACAACACUGCUCGCCUUUGGAGAUCGACUAACCUUUCUCGAAUACACCAAACUGCUGACCAAAGUUACCGGGAUACCUACUACUUUUGAAAAAUGUAGUGUCGAAGAACAUGCAGCCCUUACUCCCGGCAGUGGUCAGGGUAUGGAGAUGGCCGAAAUGUACGGGUAUGCUCAAGAUUUUGGAUACGAAGCUGAGGCCGAUCCCAGUAUCACGUAUUCUAGCGAUGUGAACCCUAAGAUCCCUCGUACAAGUAUAGAGGAGUACAUUCGUGGGGAAGACUGGUCAAGCCUUGGCUUGUAG
Glarea lozoyensis ATCC 20868 is the source of this 1002-nucleotide messenger RNA. Its product is annotated as NAD(P)-binding Rossmann-fold containing protein. The transcript has 4 exons. Lineage: Eukaryota; Fungi; Ascomycota; Leotiomycetes; Helotiales; Helotiaceae. The coding region runs from base 1 to 1002 and encodes 333 amino acids. The record is from RefSeq and is a predicted model, not a curated record.